AUUUUACACUCUUUCAAAGCACAGUUUACAUCCAGAUACAACGUACACAAAUAACGGGCAGCCUUCUUUUGGUGAGUAAGCCUUACGUUGAGCACUGCUGAUUUGUGAUCGUCGUUCGUAUGAUCCACCUCUACGGCGAUUUGCCUGCUUCCACCCAUGGCGUCUGUCAACUCGAAUUUGCCGUUAAGAAAUGCGUUGUCGGCCUGACUGCAAUUCAUUAGGCGUGUAUCGUUAACUGGACUGUCACCAACUGUGCAUGCAUCAAGUGCCCUGGAGUGUGGAUGCGUCCUUUGAUCUUUGGUCCUGAGCCACCCGCGCCCCAGCAACUGUCACAUGGCUCAUCCAGCUGUGGUCGUGCUGCAAUUUGCCUCUGCUUCUUGUUGCGGAAUCCGCCAGUGGAAGGUGGAAAGUUUAACCUUUGUAUACAAGUGUUGCUCUCCGACUGGAUUCAGGAGCUGCGAGAAACCACCACUCCGUUUGUUACAGGCCGUUGAACGAGACGUUGGACAACCCGCGGCUUGGUGGAAGGCACCCUGUGUCUUAUAUCCUUACAGCAGCUGAGCCUUCUAUAUCAGCAUGCUCCGCAAGCGCUCUACACUCGUGACGUAGUCAGGGAUCAGAUGACACCUGAUUAAUGUCGCGUUUUGGCGUGGUGCAAGACCCGGUCCAAGAAACAGACCUCAUUCGUGUGUAGAAGGUUUUGUAUGUUCGGCAUCCCCUUUUUCCAUAAUGGCGGUCUUUUCAGAUAAAGGCGACGUCUGCAGUCAGGCUUUGUGUGGCAUGAGGGAUUUCCUUCCGUUCCACUGCAACAAAUGCGGCAAAGUGUUCUGCGUUGACCACUACGUUCCGGAGAGCCACAAUUGCCCGCGAAUUCGCUCCGGAGAUCGGCGUGUGUACGUAUGCCCGACGUGUCUGGAAGCCAUUCCCAUGAGAAAUGAAGAAGGAGAGGCCUCAGCGGCGGAACGACACAGGCCGACGUGCCAGCCGGAGAAGUACGAGGAACGACGUCGUCAGCUGAGGGGUUGCGCCUGCCCUAUCAGAGGCUGCAGAGAGCGCCUCACAGAUAUCACGACUUACCACUGCAAAGCAUGCGACCAGAAUGUUUGUUUGAAGCACCGUCUUCAGGAAGACCAUGACUGUCAGAGAGUCCAACAGGCUCGCAGAGAGAAGCAGCAACGAGCUCGAAGUUUCCACCUCUUCAAAUUGCACAGCUCCGUCUCUUCCUCUGGAGGUGAAAAAACAACACCACCAAAGGUAGCGAAGAGUGCCGCCUCGAGUGCCAAAGGGCCGCCCGCGCCGCAGUUAACAAAGCAGCAACGAUCAACGUCGUCGUCCAAGUCCAGAAAUCGAUGCGUUAUAUCAUGACGUAGAGCGACUAGCGGUAUCUUCCCCAGUGUUCGCAGGCACCGGUCUGGCGCUUUGUCUGUAGAAUUUCCGUGGUUUCCGCGGGGGCGUACAAUCUUGUCUACGUGCCCACAUCUCCACAUUUCUUUAAAUGCACAUGCGUAUAUGUAGCGGGGCUCGCCCCACAAAAAACAGGUUUGUUUUCUUCUCAUGUCAUAGAGUUUUUACCCUUGUCCUGUGAAUUUCUGGACUCUCAAUGCACAACACUUACCGUGUGCUGUUUAGAUUUUUGAAGUCGUUGUACCGAACCCAAGCAUUUUUCGCGAGUUCUCUGGACCACUUGUACUGGCUCAGUACAGCCGCUAGUGAGGAUCGAUUUGUUUUGAAAGGUCUUCGCGAAAUUUUCGGUCAACAGUGACCGCUCCCGAUCGCGAGACUUUGAUGUUAUGGAUUCAUACAACGACAAAGACCCAAAUCUUGAAGAACACGAUUCUCGCUUUGUUACUGUCCGAUGAUGUUAAAGAUGAAAUCGUGCGUGGUAGGUGCUCAUGCCGUCAUCAUAUCUGGAGCACAUGCGUAUGUACUCGCCUUUUCGGACACCGUUGAUUUUUGACGGGCGGUGGGGACAGUUCGGACGGCGAAACCGCGAAAAUAUACACGCAUACGGAGGCCAGUACGUUGUAGGACCGGCGCGUUCCUUCGUGCAGGAAAGUGACAAGGGUUUAUCCGUCUCUAUUCUAACCGAGAAAGCGAGCACCGGGUAGUCGCGAAUAGCUAUCGCCGCAGCGCUAGCGGGUCGCGUAAAGACUUGCUACCAGAACCCACGAUAAAAGCAGACGAAUGCGUAUGUAUACAUCCACACAUUUAAAGUGUCGCAUCCACAUUCAUACGCGUAAGAGGGGAGCUGCACGCGCGUGCGGACGAACUGUUUUACUUUACUAUUUUGGCAAAGAUUUAUCACUGCAGACUUACAGCGCCUAGAUCAACGACAUUCAAACACACUCUCUACGCACGGCACUCGAUCGAGCACACAUGCACCAGUGUAAUCGACAGAUGAACACGACACAAAUGUUUAUUGUAUCGUCUAAAGUUGGUUGUGUUGUCUGUGGUCGUCGCUGUCUACGAACGCUGUUACUAAUGUAAGCGAGAUAGUAUCGCUGAACACCGGGACUCUUCUGUCGGUAUCGCAAGAAGUCGAGAUAGUCAACACAGAUCCGCUGACUAGAAAAGGCGUAACUCAUCUUGAAAUUGUGGCUCCGGACCCACCAUAAACUGUGGAAUGACGACGAAGCAGUUCGAAGCUUCGGGGAUACUCUGUGCGACACUUGCUCCUGCCUCAUUUUCACUCAUAAAAGGCGCAUCGGUGUGGUCGUUGGUUGCCACCGCGAGGGGUCUAUGGACAAGUGGGAUCUUUCUAGCAAUUCUGUUGGUAAAAAC
Molecule: messenger RNA, 2781 nt
Organism: Toxoplasma gondii ME49
Lineage: Eukaryota; Apicomplexa; Conoidasida; Eucoccidiorida; Sarcocystidae
Product: AN1 family Zinc finger domain-containing protein
Exons: 6
Coding region: 730-1365 (211 amino acids)
Cellular component (GO): cytoplasm
Molecular function (GO): zinc ion binding
Source: RefSeq, a predicted model, not a curated record